Messenger RNA from Paramormyrops kingsleyae, 2758 nucleotides. RefSeq lists its product as uncharacterized. NCBI's taxonomy places the organism in Eukaryota, Metazoa, Chordata, Actinopteri, Osteoglossiformes, Mormyridae. Gene Ontology annotation, molecular function: protein binding. The record is from RefSeq and is a predicted model, not a curated record.
AUAAUGGUGGGGGUGUGUGGAUUUUCACCUGAUGGUCUGCAGACACAAUGCGUGGAAUGGAAACAUCGUCUGCUUUGCUGCUCCUCUUGUCCUCCUUACUACAGAUUGCUUUAUGCGGAAUCAUUACACAGUUAAAUCCAGAAACAAGCUGGGAAAACACCAUGGAUGUGGUUGUAGAACGUAAACGCUACAAUGUUACGGUUGUUUUACACUCAGGUACAGAACCCGUGUUUAGUGAGAAUGUACAUGUGGACCAUUGCAAAGAAUUAAGGGAGGAACUGGAAGAUAAGAUAAAUGAAGUACACGACCAAAGCCGAGUGAACUCCUUACUAGCAAUAAGGAUAGCAGAACUUCAGUCUGCUUUAAGGCAGAGGAACCAAGACGCCACAUUUCAGGUUUCUGUUCUCCAGCAGCAACUGCAGGAAGCCAUAAAAAAACUGGACACAAAGAUGGCCAACAUUCAUAAAAAGGGUGUAACUAUAAUUGAAGUGCACAACUUUGCGGUGUUUCUACAGCAAUGGGUCAUCAACCAAACUACUGUUCAGAUCACUUUACUUCAGAAUGAACAGGAGCAGAUGAUAAGCAAACUGGAUGAGGACGCCGAUGACACAAGUAAACUGAUUCUACAGAUUCUUGCACUUAAGACCCGACUGGCCCAGAUCCAGUCCGAAACAUCACCUGAGAUCCCCGAUUUGCUACAACAACUGAAAACAAAAUUUGAACAGCUGGAGACCAAGAGCAGUGAACUUGAGUUAAACCACACCCUUUAUUUGCAGAUAGUGGAUCUGCAGAGCAAAGUAUGGGACUUUGAGACUAAAACCCCCGAUGAAGAGAUUUCAAGAACGCUAUCAGACACUUUAAAUCAGCUGGAAGACAAAAUGCAUCAGCUGAACGAUGACAGCGAUGGUGAUACGAACUUGGUUCUGAAGAUAUACUUCCUGCAGAGUAUUGUGAGAGAGCUGCAAAGACAGUCCUUAAACCAGUCAGAGCCUGGAGAGGAUGCUGGACUUGAGAAGAAGCUCACAGACAAGAAGAAGGAACUUGAGGGGGCUCUGAUGCAACUGAGACGCAGCGAUGGCAGAAAUUCUGAAAUGCUUGUGAAAAUUGUUGGAUUGCAGAAAACAAUAUCCGACUUACAAUUAGAAUCCCAAAAUACGAAUGCCACUGCUCACAUUGCUGGACUGCAGAAGCAACUGAAUGUUAUGAGUGAGAGAAACUUGCAGCUACAGACUAAGUACAAUGGGCUUCUUAGGGAACUGCAGGAGAAGGGUGAUCUACUGGCCAAAAGUUAUUCUAAAAAUGCUCAACUGGCUUCAAGGGUAACUGAGCUUGAAAUUCAGCUGGAAAGCACUUCACACCAGCAGUCUUCUCAGAUCACUAUGCUUCAGAACAAACUGGAGGACUCGAUUGCCAACCUGAACGAGAAGGACAACGACAACAGUAAACUAAUUCUGCAGAUACUUACUCUACAAAUGGAGGUGAAGGAGCUGCAGCAGGGCUCAUCGUCCCAGAUUGCAGAUUUACAGUUUCAACUGCAAGAGAAGACUCGAAAACUACGGAGGACAUCCGAACAACUGAAUAUCAAUAUGGAUUUAAACUCUAAACUAGUUCUGCAGAUACUGGAGCUACAGGGCAUCAUAUGGGACCUCGAACGAGGAGUCAGUAACACAACAGACGCCUCCCAAAUACCCGACCUGCUGCACUUACUUGAGAGCAAGAUUAACCAGCUGGAAAACACCACCACUGAUGAGUCUAAAACCGUCCUGAAGAUUUUUACGCUGCAGAGUAUCAUCAGAGAGCUACGCAGGGAAGCCUCCAAUGUAACUGUCCCAGACCACGUUAUCGAAAUUCAGAUGAAACUAGAACAGAAGACCAAGGAUCUUGAGGGGGUUCUGGCACAACUGAAAUCCAAAAAAGAUGAGAACUCCCAGCUGCUUGCAAAAAUUGUUGAGCUGCAGGAUAAGGUGUCUGAGGUGAAGGCCUCCAAUCAGACGGCUUCUAUCCUGAUUUCCGGAAUGACAAAGAAACUGAGAGACGUUGAAGAAAAAUACGGCAGGCUACAGAAAAACUACAGCGACCUACAGACACAGUUCCGUGCUAAAGAGGAAGCCUACGAGCAGCUGAAAACAAGACACGCGGAACUUCUAAAGAAGUUGAACGGGGCAACUGAGAUCAACUCCAAACUCCAGAGACAGCUGGACGAUAAGGAUGAAGAAUAUUCCAUCUUGCAGAUAAAAUACGAUGAACUGCGAAAACAAUUAAAACAGAAGAAUGAAAACUGCUCUAGACUGCAGUCUGAAUAUAACGAAUUAAAAGACAACCUGGAAGCAAGGAAGGUGGAGGAACUGCGGCUGCAGGACAACUACCUUGACCUGAGAAAACAAUUGACUGAAAAGGAAACACAGUAUUCCAGACUCAAGAGCAAAUAUGAGGAUUUGCAGAAUGAGCUCAGCGAAAAGACUGCCGAUUUCAACAAGCUGCAGAAGAAAUUCAAUGACGUGCAAAAGGGGCUAAAUGAAGAGAAUGAUUUCAAAAUCAAGACAGGUUUGUCUAAAAAUUUAUGUCUCUACCUGCACCCAAAUAUUCUUUUUAUUAAACCAAUAUUCUGUUCCUUAUCACAAUGGUGAUAUAUAAUGCUUAAUAUACGGCUGCAACAAAAUGUGUGUUUAUGUAUAUAUUAUUACACAAACAAGCUAUGGCAUUAAAGGUCAUUUCAUCGCAAGAGAUGAAUUGGGACCUUUCUAGAAGCUUGAAAAUA